Messenger RNA from Humulus lupulus (European hop), 2196 nucleotides. Its product is annotated as protein TOPLESS-RELATED PROTEIN 2-like. The record is from RefSeq and is a predicted model, not a curated record. NCBI's taxonomy places the organism in Eukaryota, Viridiplantae, Streptophyta, Magnoliopsida, Rosales, Cannabaceae. The coding region runs from base 1 to 2196 and encodes 731 amino acids. The transcript is spliced from 14 exons. Gene Ontology annotation, molecular function: protein binding; metal ion binding. Gene Ontology annotation, biological process: regulation of DNA-templated transcription.
AUGGGGCAAGAAGCUUGGUAUUCUGCAAAUGCUUUGGCCAAGCGCUUUAGAUACGAGAGUGCAAGCAAUUUGCCUAUAUACCCACAAAGGCCAGGAGAGAAGGAUUGUGUCCACUAUAUGCAAACAAGAACCUGUAAAUUUGGAGAUAGCUGCAAAUUUGACCAUGCUAUUUGGGUUCCUGAAGGUGGAAUCCCAGAUUGGAAAGAGUUGGCUCCUGGCCAGGUGUCUCUAUUCCAUCUGAGUUCUUCUCCCUUUCAAAGAUUUGGUUUUGCUUCUUUUGCGUCCCCCGAGACUUCUGAAAAAGAACAUGGGAGUAAUUCAGAGAAUAAUGGAGAUGCUAAAGUCUCCAGUCAAGCCGCCUCUGAGCAGAGUGAUGUUGCUGAUCAAACAAAAGAAUCAGGUUCUAUAUCAGAUUCUCAGUCUACUAUGUCUAAUAAUGUGAAAACAAGGAGAAGAACUAAACGAACAGCAUUUUCUGAUUCAGAUUCCGACGAGGAUUUGAGUGUAGAUGAUCUGGUGAAACUUGUGGCUGAGAAGGAAGAGCUUUUGAAGCAGAAGCAUAAAGAGAUUGAGAAAAUGCAAGAUAAAGUCCUCAGAAGCUAUGCGGAAAUGGAGAAUAUUGUUUGGUUUUUAUUUAUUUUUGCUGUUUGUAUUUGUUUGGUUUUUAUUUAUUUUUGCUGUUUGUAUCAUAUAAACAGGCAGAAUGAGCAGCUUUCCAAGUAUGGGGACACAAAAUCAGCUCGAAACAUCAUGCUUAUAGAACUUAAAAAGUUAAUUGAAGCGAACCCUUUGUUUCGUGAUAAACUUACAUUCCCAGCCUUCAAAAGUUCGCGUCUAAGGACUUUAAUAAAUCAGAGUCUAAACUGGCAGCAUCAACUUUGCAAGAAUCCUCGUCCAAACCCUAAUAUAAAAACACUUUUUACGGAUCAUUCUUGCAAUCCAACUACUAAUGGAUCUCGUCCUCCUCCAACAAACAACCUUGUGGGGCCGAUUCCCAAGGCUGGUGCAUUUCCUCCUAUUGGUGCCCAUGGUCCAUUUCAGCCGGUUGUGUCCCCAUCUCCUAGUACUAUUGCUGGUUGGAUGUCAAAUUCUAAUUCAUCUUUGUCUCAUCCUGUUGUGGCAGCACCACCUCCUGGUUUUGUCCAGCAAUCUAGUGCAGCUGCAUUUUUGAAACACCCAAGGACUCCUACAGGUGUUACGGGGAUGGAUUAUCAAUCAGCUGACUCUGAGCACUUGAUUAAGCGCAUUCGUACUGGACAGUCUAAUGAGGUAUCAUUCUCUGGUGUAAUGCAUUCUAGGGCCUAUUCACAAGAUGACAUUCCCAAAAAUCUUGUCCGGACCCUUAGUCAAGGAUCUAAUGUUAUGAGCAUGGAUUUUCAUCCUCAACAACAAACCAUACUGCUAGUUGGGACAAAUGUUGGUGACAUUAGCCUUUGGGAAGUUGGGUCGCGGGAGAGGAUGGUACAUAAACCCUUCAAGGUUUGGGAUAUACAAUCUGCUUCGAUGCCAUUGCAGUCAGCUUUGUUAAGUGAUGCUGGAAUAUCAGUGAAUCGUUGUGUUUGGGGGUCAGAUGGGCUCAUGCUUGGUGUUGCAUUUUCAAAGCACACUGUCCAGAUAUAUACUUACAAUCCAACUGGGGAACUCCGUCAACAUUUGGAAAUUGAUGCUCAUGUGGGUGGAGUUAAUGACAUUGCCUUUGCCCAUCCCAACAAGCAACAUUGCAUUGUUACGUGUGGAGAUGAUAAGAUGAUCAAGGUAUGGGAUGCUGUAUCUGGACGUAGACUCUAUAUAUUUGAAGGUCAUGAAGCUCCAGUAUAUUCUGUUUGUCCUCAUUACAAAGAAAAUAUUCAGUUCAUAUUUUCAAUUGCUAUUGAUGGGAAAAUUAAAGCUUGGCUUUAUGAUUGCUUGGGAUCAAGAGUGGAUUAUGAUGCUCCUGGACUAUGGUGCACUAUGAUGGCAUAUAGUGCAGAUGGAACUAGGCUCUUCUCAUGCGGAACAAGUAAGGAGGGUGAAUCUCAUCUUGUUGAGUGGAAUGAGAGUGAAGGAGCUAUCAAACGUACAUAUUCUGGUUUCAGGAAGAGAUCUUUAGGUGUUGUUCAGUUUGACACAACAAGAAACCGGUUUUUAGCUGCUGGUGACGAAUUUCAAAUUAAGUUAUGGGAUAUGGACAGUACCUGUAACGACCCGGAUUUUUAA